AUGCCGACCGCGGCAAGCGUAGGAGAUCGAGCGGACGAAACGAAGCAAAGCGGGGUCGGAAGACCAGAUAUGAACAAGAUGCAGAAGGAAUGUGCUGCCAUCCGGUCAUCUUUCCGAGAAGAGGACAACACGUACCGCUGCCGGAAUGUAGCCAAACUACUGUACAUGCAUAUGCUGGGCUACCCUGCACACUUUGGACAGCUGGAGUGCCUCAAACUGAUUGCCUCUCAGAAAUUUACGGACAAGCGGAUUGGGUACCUUGGAGCCAUGCUACUGCUGGAUGAGAGGCAGGAUGUCCACCUUCUCAUGACCAACUGCAUCAAGAAUGACCUUAAUCACAGCACGCAGUAUGUGCAGGGCCUUGCACUCUGUACUCUGGGCUGCAUGGGCUCUUCUGAGAUGUGCCGUGACCUAGCUGGGGAGGUGGAGAAGCUCCUGAAAACGUCCAACUCUUACUUGAGGAAAAAGGCAGCCCUGUGUGCCGUUCAUGUCAUCAGGAAGGUGCCUGAGCUCAUGGAGAUGUUCCUGCCAGCCACAAAGAAUUUGCUGAACGAGAAAAAUCAUGGUGUUCUCCACACCUCUGUUGUCCUACUCACUGAAAUGUGUGAGAGAAGCCCAGACAUGCUCGCCCACUUUAGAAAGAAUGAGAAGCUAGUCCCUCAGCUUGUUCGUAUCCUAAAGAACCUCAUCAUGUCUGGCUACUCCCCUGAGCAUGACGUCUCUGGGAUCAGUGAUCCCUUUCUGCAGGUGCGCAUCCUCCGGUUGCUGAGAAUUCUUGGGCGGAAUGAUGAUGACUCCAGUGAAGCCAUGAAUGACAUCCUAGCCCAGGUGGCCACCAAUACCGAAACCAGUAAAAAUGUGGGCAAUGCCAUUCUGUAUGAAACCGUCUUAACUAUUAUGGACAUCAAGUCUGAGAGCGGCCUGCGAGUCUUGGCCAUUAAUAUCCUUGGCCGCUUCUUACUCAAUAAUGACAAGAAUAUUAGGUAUGUAGCUCUGACAUCCUUGUUGAAGACUGUGCAGACUGACCACAAUGCGGUCCAGCGGCACAGAAGCACCAUAGUGGACUGCCUGAAGGAUCUGGAUGUCUCCAUCAAGAGGCGAGCAAUGGAGCUAAGCUUCGCUCUCGUGAAUGGGAACAACAUCCGAGGAAUGAUGAAGGAACUGCUGUAUUUUCUGGACUCCUGUGAGCCGGAGUUCAAGGCGGAUUGUGCAUCAGGGAUAUUCCUUGCGGCAGAGAAAUACGCUCCUUCCAAGCGCUGGCACAUAGACACCAUCAUGAGAGUUUUGACAACGGCAGGGAGUUACGUACGUGAUGAUGCCGUGCCUAACCUCAUCCAGCUGAUCACCAAUAGUGUGGAGAUGCAUGCUUACACUGUGCAGAAACUCUACAAAGCCAUUCUGGGUGAUUACUCACAACAACCUCUAGUGCAGGUGGCUUCCUGGUGCAUGGGAGAAUAUGGAGACCUCUUGGUGUCUGGUCAAUGCGAAGAAGAGGAGCCAAUCCAGGUCACGGAGGAUGAAGUCCUUGACGUUUUGGAAAGUGUCCUCAUCUCCAACAUGACGGCAUCUGUCACGCGAGGCUAUGCCCUCACGGCUAUCAUGAAACUGUCCACGCGGUUUGCUUGCACAGUCAACCGCAUUAAGAAGGUGGUGUCUGUCUAUGGCAGCAGCAUUGAUGUGGAGCUCCAGCAGAGGGCAGUGGAGUACAACGCCUUGUUCAAGAAGUACGAUCACAUGAGGUCAGCAUUGCUAGAGAGAAUGCCAGUGAUGGAGAAACUCACCACCAACGGUCCCGCAGAUGUCGCUCAGCCCAAUGGGGAGGCAGAGCCCGUCGUCCUGGAGACCAAGCCUCCCGCCUCAGGCCUGCAGCCCACCAGCCAGGCAAAUGAUCUGCUGGACCUUUUGGGAAGCAACGACAUCACUCCAGUGAUCUCAACAGCCCCUCCACACAAGCUGGCUUCUGCCGGUGGGGAACUGCUUGACCUCCUGGGGGACCUCAACCCGACUGGUGCCCCCGCCCCGCAGGUGCCGCACCCCCCCUUUCUGCUGGAUGGGCUUUCCUCGCAGCCCCUCUUCAACGACAUCGCUGCCGGCAUCCCCACAGUCACCGCCUACAGCAAGAAUGGGCUGAAGAUCGACUUUGCCUUUGAGCGCUCCAACACCAACCCCAGCAUCACCGUGAUCACCAUCCAGGCCGCGAACAGCACGGAGCUGGACAUGACAGACUUCGUUUUCCAGGCUGCGGUACCAAAGACAUUCCAGCUCCAACUCCUGUCUCCCAGCAGCAGCGUCAUCCCUGCAUUCAACACGGGGACCCUCACCCAGGUCAUCAAGGUCCUGAACCCACAGAAGCAACAGCUCCGCAUGCGGAUCAAGCUGACAUAUAACCACAAAGGAGCCGCGAUGCAGGACCUGGCAGAAGUCAACAAUUUCCCCCCUCAGUCCUGGCAAUGAGCUCUGGCCCCGCCCUCCUCACACCCCGCCUGUCUGAUCUCCGAAGGAACUCUGGGCAGGGCACUGUGACUCCAGGCACCCCCCUGACUGCACCAGCCCCCCACCCCACCCCCGGGAGCUGCCGAAGGAGAGCCGCUGCUGCUGCUGCUGCUGCAGAGCGGGAGGACUUUCCUUGCUCACUUGGAAGCAUCUCUCUUCAGACAUCUGCUCUCCUCCCCUCCCCUGCCCGGGUCGCUGAGCCGUCCUUGCCUCCGAAGCCGCUGCGUCCCCCAUGCUUGGGGAGGGGGAGGGGGCGUGCGGCAGCACGGGCACUCCCCCCCCUCUCGUCUUGGGCACCCACCGGGGAGCAGCUGUCUUCUCUCCAGUAGGCAGAGCCGGGGGGGGGAGGGGUGGCGGCGAGGCGGGCCUUGGGGGUUGAUAUUCCUUGCUAGCUGGGUUACUACUUCUUCAGGCACUUUCAUGUUGGAAACAAAUUCCAAGGAUGCUGAUGAUCCUUUUUCUUUGGGGUUCCCUGAUGUUUGGGGGCCUUUUCUACGCUUGACUGCACACCCCACGGAUAGGGUAGCGGCUUGGAUCUGCGAAGGGGGGGCGUGGGGACCGGUGGGAUCUGCUCUUCUGGACAAGCCCUCCUUGGAGAACUUGGGGCUGGAGGUGAGCAGGACCUCCCCCACAAUCCCUGGCUGCUGCCCCCCACUCCCGAAGUGUCGGGACGGACGGACGGACUGCUCCAGCCAGGGGCUCCUCGGUGGCCCCCCCACCCGGCAUCGUGGGACUCCUGGGGUCUGGCCCUUCAUGGCCAGCUGUGGUAGGUGGGUGGGAAGGAAGGAAAUGCUUGAUGCUAGGUGAGGUACGUAGAGAUGGUGAGGGGCCACCCUUUGCCUGCAGGAAGACUCAUCGCCAGGUUUCGCUGCAGAGUCGCUUUCCCCCUUGGCCCUUUUCAUUUCCUGUCUGAGUCCCAGAUUCCAUUUGAACUCGUUCUCCUCCUGGGACGUUUGUGUUGUAUCUGUAAUAUUGGCACUGAAAUAAAGACC
Molecule: messenger RNA, 3485 nt
Organism: Gekko japonicus
Lineage: Eukaryota; Metazoa; Chordata; Lepidosauria; Squamata; Gekkonidae
Gene: AP1G1
Product: adaptor related protein complex 1 gamma 1 subunit
Exons: 24
Coding region: 1-2454 (817 amino acids)
Biological process (GO): intracellular protein transport; receptor-mediated endocytosis; Golgi to vacuole transport
Cellular component (GO): membrane coat; Golgi apparatus; AP-1 adaptor complex
Molecular function (GO): clathrin-cargo adaptor activity
Source: RefSeq, a predicted model, not a curated record